This is a messenger RNA of Zalophus californianus (California sea lion), 4624 nucleotides long. It is a transcript of the gene ARL14EP, whose product is annotated as ADP ribosylation factor like GTPase 14 effector protein. The transcript is spliced from 4 exons. Gene Ontology annotation, cellular component: intracellular membrane-bounded organelle. The record is from RefSeq and is a predicted model, not a curated record. Lineage: Eukaryota; Metazoa; Chordata; Mammalia; Carnivora; Otariidae. The coding region runs from base 194 to 973 and encodes 259 amino acids.
CAUCCGCCGUCCUCUCAGUGGUAGCGCGGGGAGGAGAGGAAACGCUCUCAGCCAAGUCCGCCGUACGUGGAUGCGGGUGCAACCCAAACUCCGCAGAGGAGAGCGCGAGCUAAGGGUGAUCAGCACGUGACCUACUAGAGAGACAGAUCCCUAGACAAAAUCAAACAAGGGAAAUUUGCUGGAAUCUAGAGUGAUGGAUCCAUGUUCAGUUGGAGUCCAGCUUCGUACCACAAAUGAGUGCCAUAAAACCUACUACACUCGUCACACUGGUUUCAAGACUUUGCAAGAAUUGUCAUCAAAUGAUAUGCUUUUACUUCAACUUAGAACUGGAAUGACACUUUCUGGGAACAAUACCAUUUGCUUCCAUCAUGCAAAAAUUUACAUUGACAGAUUUGAGGAUUUGCAGAAGUCAUGUUGUGACCCAUUUAACAUACACAAAAAACUAGCCAAAAAAAAUUUGCAUGUAAUUGACUUAGAUGAUGCCACUUUUCUGAGUGCAAAAUUUGGAAGACAGCUUGUACCUGGUUGGAAACUUUGCCCAAAAUGUACACAGAUAAUCAAUGGAAGUGUGGAUGUUGAUUCUGAAGACCGGCAGAGAAGAAAACCUGAUUCAGAUGGAAGAACUGCUAAAGCUUUGAGGUCAUUGCAAUUUACAAACCCAGGAAAGCAAACUGAAUUUGCUCCAGAAACUGGUAAAAGAGAAAAAAGAAGGCUCACAAAAAAUGCAACCGCUGGUUCUGACAGACAAGUGAUACCAGCGAAGAGUAAGGUCUAUGAUAGCCAGGGUCUCCUGAUUUUCAGUGGAAUGGACCUUUGUGACUGCCUUGAUGAAGACUGUUUAGGAUGUUUCUAUGCUUGUCCUGCCUGUGGUUCCACCAAAUGCGGAGCUGAAUGCCGCUGUGACCGCAAGUGGCUGUAUGAGCAAAUCGAAAUUGAAGGAGGAGAAAUCAUUCAUAACAAACACGCUGGAUAAUUUGUGGUAUCAGAUUAUGGGCUCUUUAAAUAUCCCUUCUUUAUUUCUAAAACUCUGUCACCCUAAGAUACAUUUUAAAGUUGACUGCCAAAUGACAAGAAUUUGAAAACCACCUCAGCAUGCACUCACUCUGUGCUAAUGUUGCAUUUAGGGUGCUUUAAGAUUCAUUAUCUGAUGUAAAUUAAGAUGAGCUGUUCCUCAGCAGUCAGCUUUGAGCCUGUCCGGGUCAAUGUCAACAAGUAGGCAAAGGCAGUCCUCCAUUAGCACAGCUCAAAUUUCAGUUACCAUGGUCUAUACUGUGAGCAGUUAGGUGAAGUAUAAACUUCACCUAACUAAAGGUGACUAAACUAAACCUCAAGAAGAAACUUUGCUUCUGCUAAGCAAACUUCCCUGCUAGCCCUUUGGUCCACAAAUCAUUAUGUAGCAGACAUGCUUCAUCAUCACUGACCAAUCACAGUACUUCUCUCAGAUUCUGCUAGUGAUUGGUUACUGCACAUCUGUCAUUCAGUUCACUCCCAGACAACAAAGCAUGUGGUUGUAUUGUCUCCUUGUCACCCAUGUGACAUUUUACAAAAGUAGAUCAUCAAAAGAACUGGCCAACAAAGAUAAAAGUGAAUGAAGAAAGGAAAAACGGUAAUGCUAGACGUGAGAUUUGAACUGAACGUAAGUGGAGUUGUGGAAGAAAUCCCCGAUGGGAAUGUUGGCGCUGCUGCGAGGCUCAGUACACAACUAGGGGAGCCUUGUGGAGGCAAGCGUAAGGGAAACUGGUUGUGACGAGAAGGUUGAGUAGGUCCCAGAGGAAGUGAUGGUAAAAACUUCACACUAAAGGAAAUUAGAGUUAUUUUACAACAUUGAAAGUACGAAUGAUAAAAUGGAGGAAGCUGAUCCAAACUUGAGUAUGACAGUUCGCCAUGGUAUAGAGGGUUGCUUACUUAGUAUCCUAAGUUAACAAAAAGUCAAGCACUGUUCAAACCCCUUAUGGUUAGUUUUUUACAGUGGAAUAACACUUUCUCAUUGUUUCUAAUGUUUUAAAUUACAGUGUACUAACAUACUUUUUUACAAUGUUUUUCUUUAUAACACCGAGUUUUUAAUAUUUUGACAGAUUUUUAAAGGUCACAGAACAUUUUCCCCCAUUGAUUAUUAAGAUUGCUUUGAAUGGCCAUUGUUUAUGGUCCUACAUUACUGUGCAAGCCAAGGACUCUAGCUGAGAACAGUGCCCACCUACUUCAGGAAAAAUUGAUUUUGAUAAAACUAGGUGGUUGAGUGUUAAAAGUAUUUUGGAAAUAAUCUGCGUAUCUAAAUGCUAAAAUUCAUCUGGCGAUUUACCCUUAAAAGUUUUAGUAUUGUAAACCUUUCAUUGUUUAGACCAUACAUUCUUGGUGAAAAUUUGUUUUUGAUGGCAAAAAUCUCAUUCUUUGUAGAAAGCAUGGAUAUACAUAUAAUACAUAAACAGGAAUACGUUGUAUCUGUGGUAUUCACGUUUUAUGGGUGGUGAUUAGGAUUAAGAAGCCUAAAAAAGGCUUUAAGGGAGUAAUAAUGAGAAAAAAACGUUAGAGAAACACAGAGUAUGAAUUAUUUGGAAAUUGAAUCUUGUACAGGUUUUUAUGGAAUUUGUAAGGGUGCUGUUUGGAGGAUGAGAGUGGGUGAUAACUGUUCUUUUUUUAAGCAGCUACCUAUUUGUCUAAAAUUGUUCGUCUAGGGCAUUGCCACUAAACUAGGUUUUUGCUUGGUUUUCCCUAAAUUAGAGUACUUUGGUUUAAUCAGAUGAGCUUUUAGCAGUUUGAAAUAUUUUUUAGCUAUUGAAAUGAAAUUUAUACAACCAGUUUGAUUAAAUUGACCAGUAGAGGUUUAUUUUUACUCCUGUAUACUUCUGAUACCUGUUUAACAGGUUUUACUUUGAUGGAAUGCCAUUUUGAACCAUGAAAUUGUCAUUAAAUUACAUUUGUCACUGACCUAGUUAUCAGAAGUAUGGUUAGUAUCAUACUUUUUUUUUUUUUAAAGAUUUAUUUAUUUAUUUGACAGAGAGAGCAGGAACAGAAGCAGAGGGAGUGGGAGAGGGAGAAGCAGGCUUCCAGCCGAGCAGGGAGUCCGAUGCGGGGCUCGAUCCCAGGACCCUGGGAUCAUGACCUGACCUGAGCUGAAGGCAGUCACUUAACGACUUAGCCACCCAGACGCCCCAGUAUCAGUUCUUUAAUUCACAUUUCAACAGAGCACUGGCAAAAAGAAUAUUUUGGCUUUAUAUACUUAAAUCAGAUGCUAAAUUUUUUUUUUCCGAAUUAAGGAAAUACUUUGUUACAGAGGAUUCACAGACUUCCAAUUUUAUCUGAACUUCUGGGUUCAUUAGACAUUAGUUGCAUUACUGCCAAUGUUUUUGUUGGUUCUAAGUAUGAUUUAGUAUAUUGCUUAAGCUAUUCGUAGGGACAAAUUUAAGUCUUAGAUUUUUUUUUGUUUAAAACGAAUAUAUUUUCAAAAGAAUAAAUGACUUUAAAAUUCAAAUUGUUUAUAUUUCAGCAUUCCUUAGUGGAACAUUUCUGGUUUUUUUUUUUCAAAGAUGGUAAUAGUUAAUUUUAAGUUUCAAGGGUAAAUUUCUUGCACAGUUUUGCUUAUAUUUGUUCAUUAUACCUGUUUCCGAAAUAGGAAGCACUCACUCUUCAUGAGCAUGCACAAUGUUUACAGAGAGAGGUAUGUCUAAUUUAGAGUAUGCUAUAAUAAAAGCUGUGUUUUGGGAAAAUUACAUCAUGAGUUCGCUUACUAUUUUUUAAUGUAGAAUCACAGAAAUACAGAAUACAAUUAAAUCAUCUAGAUUCUUUUUAUAUUUUGCAUAAAUAUGGUUCCAGGUGGCUAAAUUAUUUUAGGAUACUAUUAGUCUAAGGAGCAGAAAUAAAAGCAAUACGAACACUUCUGCCAUAUAUGGCUCCUGCUGGAGAAGUUAAUGUAAGGCCGUAAACAUUGGUCUUACACAGUAUUGGCCACAAACAUUAAAAUAAAAAUGCAUGUGUAUAUUUGAAGUAAAUGGCAUCCCAUGUAAUCUUUUUCCUAUUUCUUUUACAAGUAUAAGAUGAAAUAUUAUACUACUAUUUUUAAAAUGUUAUAUCUACUUCUGUAUAACAAGCUGUUCUACCACCUGACAGAAAAUUCUCCGGAAAAAUGCUUUCAUGAUCUCUCAGAUAUUCCAUGUUCAGAACCCCUAAACACAUAUUUCAGAGCCUAGGUAAUAGGAGUAUUCUGUAAACAAACAAAAAUGUUUGUUUAAUGGGGAUGGCUGUCUGGAGUGGAGUUAUGUCAAGCGUUGUAAGUGAGUUUCGUUGGACAAAAUCCGGGCUGUUCAGGUCUUUGAAAGAGGUGUUGCUGCACUGAAAAGGCAGAUUGCACUGAGACCCCAUCCCUCCCGGGUCAAGUAACAAUGUAUAAAAUGGAGGGGUCUUAAAAGGACUGCACUUCGGUAAUUCGAGAUUUUCUGUUUACAUUGCGGAUACCCUGAAAGAAAUAGCUUAAGGUUCUUGUACAAAGUCAUGUGGCACUGCCUUAGUUUUUGCUGACAUCUGCUGGUAUUUUGAUGUAAAUAAACUCUCUGCUGCUACUCCUUAAUGUUUAAUCUCUUCACUUCUAAAUUAAACUGUGAACACUGGUAACUACAUUGAACUGGGGUAU